Hylaeus anthracinus is the source of this 1042-nucleotide messenger RNA. RefSeq lists its product as uncharacterized. The record is from RefSeq and is a predicted model, not a curated record. The coding region runs from base 110 to 1027 and encodes 305 amino acids. The transcript has 6 exons. Lineage: Eukaryota; Metazoa; Arthropoda; Insecta; Hymenoptera; Colletidae.
UGCAAUUUCUUUUAGUACAAAGAAAGGCAGACUAUUAUCUGUAUCUAAAGAAAUUCCAACACGAAGUUUGUUUAAAGAUUAUGACCAAAUUCGUAGACAUUGGAAAAAUAUGUAUGGCUAUUCUUUACCCAAAAAUAAACAUGGAAUUAUAUAUUAUGAAAUUAAAUUUUUUAUACCAAGAUCAAAUAUUUUCACUUAUCCUAAUUUAUGUGUUGCAAUUGGUCAGUUGGAUACUAUUCCAAAUAGGGAGAAAGAACUUACAAUUACAUGUUUUUUAUCUAACAUGCUUGAAAAAGUACCUAAAAUUUGUGGUAACCAGUUACUAAUAUCAAAAAAACCUCUAAAUGAAAAUUUACCAUCCAGUGGAUCAUUAGGAAAUAACAUAUUAGGUAAACAUUUUAAAGGAACAAGUGAUCCCGUCUCAACUCUACAAUUAGAAUUUUCCAUUAAAUUAGUAGAUGAAUUGAAAAAAGAUACAAAUAUUACUUCUACAUUGUUAAAAACACAAUUGGAUAAGAUUCAUCAAAUCCAUAAUUCAUCUCUUUAUGAUAUUAUGAAUACAGAUUUAAACAAUUCGGAUGUUAAAGAAAAUCAAAGUGAUAAUGUAGAAACUGUAAUAGAAGAUUGUACUGAAGCUAGUACAUCAAGAAAUUCAAGGGUUAAUUGUACUAUAACCAACCAAGAACAAAUUUCUAGAUAUUUUAAAGUUCAAAAACCACACUGUGUUAUUAAUAAAGAAAAGCGGAUACAAGAAGAGAAACAAAAACAUAUAACACUAAAAGAAAAAUUGUUAAAAGCUAAAUGCAACGAAAGUAAUAGCGUACCGUUACAAGAAAUGAAUCAAGAUAUUGACAUAGAAGCAAUGGCAAAAGAUAAUAAAUUACAUGAAGUAAAAAAUACAGUUUUAAUUAAUUGGUUAAAAAAGCAUUCUAUUCCACAUAAGUCUAAGGGAACAAAAGCAGAACUUAUUAAAAAAGUUUUAUCUCAUCUUAAAAAUACACAAGUAUUGAAACAAUAUCGUUUAUAGAUACAGAAAUGUUUU